Messenger RNA from Penicillium arizonense, 1200 nucleotides. RefSeq names its product aromatic ring-hydroxylating oxygenase subunit alpha. Lineage: Eukaryota; Fungi; Ascomycota; Eurotiomycetes; Eurotiales; Aspergillaceae. The transcript has 4 exons. Bases 1 to 1200 code for a protein of 399 amino acids. The record is from RefSeq and is a predicted model, not a curated record. Gene Ontology annotation, molecular function: iron ion binding; 2 iron, 2 sulfur cluster binding.
AUGUGGAACCUAUUUAGCUCACCGGCAAAACAACCCUCACUACCCCCGAGAGGACUCCCAGCAUCAUGGUACCGCUCAGAAGCAAUGUAUCAACUGGAACGACGCGCGAUCUUUUCUAAACGUUGGAUCCUCCUCACCCACUCCAGCCGCUUCAAAAAAGCAGGAGACUACCUCUCCUUCACAAUAGCAAACUUCUCUUUCUUCCUAAUCCAAGACCGCGACGGCAACAUAAACAGCUUCCACAAUAUCUGCCGACAUCGCGCAUUCCCCGUUAUCCGAGAGCGUUCCGGCACAACCUCUAUCCUCAGCUGCAAAUACCACGGCUGGUCCUACGGUCUCAAAGGCAAUCUAUCAAAAGCACCUCGCUUUGACACCGAGACAGUCCCCAAUUUCGAUAAAACUCAACACUCCCUCUUCCCCGUCCAUGUCCACGUCGACAAAGCAGGUUUCGUGUGGGUUAAUCUUCAAGCUGGUGAGACAGAAGUCAAAUGGGAAGAGGAAUAUGAUAAAAUCGACGAACAGCCCCGCAUGCAGGAUUUCGAUUUCGCGGGCGAGUUCUCGUUUGAUCAUUAUUGGGAGAUGGAGCUUGAUGCCAAUUGGAAGGGUGUCAUUGAGAAUUAUAAUGAGUGUUAUCAUUGCGCUACUUCUCAUCCGCUCAUCAGCGGUGUCUCGGAUUUGCCAAGGUAUCGGGUUGAGCCUAAGGCGGCUUAUAUGGAGCAUCAUAUUUAUAACAAGGAUGCUGCUGAUAGUCAGUUUCGGAGGGCUAUUACUUAUUUUUAUCCGACUACUUCGGUUACCGUUACGGAUAAAUUCUUCUACAUCCAGCGUAUGAUUCCGGUCUCUGCUACGAAGAGUAAAAUCGAGAAUGAAGUUUAUCGUCACCAAGAUGCCACGGAUGAGGAAUUCGAGAAUAUCAAUGCCUUUUACAGACAGGUCCUGGAUGAAGAUAAGGAGCUCUGCGUUGGAACACAAGAGAAUCUAGGUGGCGGGGUCUUCACCAAUGGUGAACUACAUCCUAGCAAGGAGAAGGGACCGAUACACUUCCAAAGCAGCGUGAGGCAAAUGGUCAUGGAACACCGACAAAAGGAGGAGAAACAAGGCGGGUCUGAGAUCUGGCCCGCGGUCCCGAUCACAGCCUCAACCAGUAAAUUCGAUGAAGAGGAAAGCUUCUGUCUAAAGUUGGAUGCGGCGAGUUUGUAA